This is a messenger RNA of Spirometra erinaceieuropaei, 11244 nucleotides long. The record is from the annotation of a GenBank genome assembly. Lineage: Eukaryota; Metazoa; Platyhelminthes; Cestoda; Diphyllobothriidea; Diphyllobothriidae.
AUGGGCAGCUGCGACUGCGCGGACGCAGGUAUGCCCGAGCUGUUGGUCGUGUGACUUCAGGUCAGCUCGUCUGGGACGGCUCGCUGCAAGGGAUAAAUGACCUUGAGGCAGUGAGGUCUUGAACAAUGACGCCAGAGCAGUCAGGAUGGCUAGCCGCCACACAAACACUGUCGCAGCAAAUCACAACUCCGUUUAAUUUACAUGAUUUAUUAAGUAGGACAUUUAGCUAUUGAGCGGGAAUAUCCUGUGGUUGUUUAUUCCAAAAAUCAUGGAGGAAUAUCUCAGACUAAACGCCCUAACCAGGAUACUUGAACUAUGCGCUUUAGGAUCUAAUCUCGCGAAUCAGUAAAAAAUGCUUUGAUGGGACCCCGACGGGUUUUCAAUAAAAAUUAUUUAUUUAUUUAAAAUGCAGCAUUGAUAUGGUGAGUACCUGACCUUUGCCCAGUGGCUUUGCUAAUACGUUUUGCAAACUAUAGAAGUCAAGCACUGAACCGAAAAUAAUAAUUUUGUAAGAGCCAACUUAAAAUGCCUGCCUGUCAUAUUACAAACAUUCCCUCCCAUAUAUAACACAGCCCGAAUAGGAAUGCUGUUUCCCAUAGGGCGCAUAAUGUUCUUACAAUUUUGACGGCAGUUCCAAAUUAAAAAGUGUGGUCUGUUUGCUCAUGAUUUCCAAAAAUGCCUCUGCAGCAUUCUUUGUUGCUGUACGCCUUGGCGAUGACGCAAAUGAAACAUGAAGCAACGCUAGAUGCAUAUACAUAUAGUAGAGGGGACGUUCACUGAUCAGCUUAUGGAACGCGCCCCUCAGGCAAAAACGAGAGUAGGAUGACCAUUUUUGUCUCAUUAGCCGUCUUUAACCAACCUUUCCCAAUCCCUGCUUACUGAAUGUUAGUAGAUUCAAAUCCCUACCUAUUGAGACACGAACCCGUUGUCUCGCUGGUUUUAAUCGGCAUGUUAAUGGGAUGAGCGCGUCUCGUAAUCUAACUGUGGAACAUCACCUCUCUUAGCAUUCAAAAACUGGCAAAAAUAUGUAGACAUAAAUACCUACGUAAUAAUGCGCGGCUUUAAAUAAAGUAAGAAACAUGAAACAAAUUGUAAAAGUAACAAUGUAUUUUUCAGACAUGACGGUUUUUAGGAAAGCGGUAAUGGUGACAACGCCAACAACUGCGUUAAGUGAGAAAACAUACGUUAAUGGCCCAUAACUUCAGUCCGUGCAAAUAACUGUGUUAAUCCAACAGCGCACGUAAAACAUUGUCCAAGAAUAAUUCUUUAGCAAAUGUGCACUUCAAUAUCCCUCAAUAAUUAGUGAAUUGUCCAGUCUAGUGUUUAGACAAGAGCUUACAGUUCAAGUAUAGAUUACAAAACGGGUUCACAAGAAUUGACACUAUGUUCUGCCGUAUUUGAGAUGCGGCUGGAGAUUUUGCUGAUAGAGAUGACACAGAAAACACAGUUCUUACAAAGCCACAUAUUUAUAGGCCAAUGGCCGAUUAAUAAAUUGGAUCACAUCCAAUCGUGAGUGUACCACUUGUGCUUAUUAAGACGGCGUUCCAUUCGUAAAAUUUUUGCACUUUUAGCGACUGGGAAUACCGUUGAUUUUCAGAGUUUAAUGGAAAUGUUGGUGACAGGUUUGCCGUUUUUAAUGCUACAAAUCGACUGCUUAUUAAGAUAAGUCCUAUCCUAUGUGUUUAUCAAACCCUUUAAAAUUAUAUAUUUAUUGAACGCAAUCAACAAAGUAGUUAGUUUCUGAAAUGGCCCUUUGAAUUCUAUUUGGCUGACUUAUCUAAACAUGAAAUCUCAUUGCCGAGAACAGUAAGCUUCAGCAACGAAAGUCGGUGAUGAGUAUGCCUUGGGUCAAUAGGAAAACUGUCUUGUAAAUUCAUUCUUUUAGAAAUCGCUGUGGUAUGGUCUUUUUGACGGAUGUCUGCGUACUUUGCCGUUUGUCGAGGUCAAAUCAAGGAGCAAAUCGAAGCAUUUGGCUUCCUCUCCAAAAGCCUCAAAAAAAUUGAGUUUUUUUCUGCAAACGUAAGAACUCAAAUUUCGCCGUAAAUUGGAACUGUUUUCGCCAUCACCGCUUAGUGUACGGUAGUAAAUGCCUGACAAAAUUAACAAAGUGGCCAUACAAGUAGUAAGAUAUUCCUAAGACUCCUAAUGCUCUGCCGUUUCCGCUUUAAAAUCACUUAUUAACGGAAAUUAAACCAUAUAAAAGGUAUCAUUCCCUAAGCCCAGAAGUUACCAUAAUCUUCUGUGGUGGGUCUACUUACUGUCGCUAAAGAAGUCUUAAAGAUAUACAAAUCUGACAUCUUAAAAUCAACAAAACAUCUCAUUUUCUGAAAGUGGCAUGUUUAUUCACAUCCCACUUAACUUGAUUUGUUCCAAUAGAACAAAUUUCGGAGGAUCCCUGUUGGUAUCCCUCCCGGCUAAUUGCUCUACACAUUGCUUACUACAACAUUCGCGUCUAGCACACAACUACUGCUUCAGUUUCUAACACACAUGUGACCUUAGUGGCAAUAAAUUAUUAUUUGCGGAAAUCAGGAACAUCGAACCCAAUCUGGAGCUAGGAUGCAUUCAUUCCGCAGACCAUACUCGGCAUCCAUGUAUGUGUUUAUAUCUUCCUUUCAUUUUUCACCAUAUUUAAUUUUGGUUACGACUUUAGCAGGGGCAUCAAUUCGGGGCAUACACUAUAAACAUCAUUGACGCCUGCAUACAAUUGCCCCACCCGUAUAUCCCCCAUUACCGCCGGUCCCGUAAGAUAGGUAGCCAGCCGAUUUCAGUACCGGGAGGGCUACCAACAGGGGUCCUACUCAAAUUUCAAGUGUGAUAAGUUUUAUUUAGCAAACUUCUCAAUGUAAGACUACUCUAUUUAAGAGUAAAUACCCAGCGAUGCGCAAACGCAGUCUGGAACAACUAUUACCAGAGAAAACAGCUCGAAUACAAGUUAACCCGGACAUCCGCUAAAAUUAGAUAACCUUUUUCAGAUACAUUUAUUUACAAACAUCUCCUUCAUGCAAAAAGAACAUUUUCCGGAUGAAGUUAAGUGAAUAAGUCAAAAGGGAACAAUAUUUUAGGUGCAUUAACAUAGUUAUCGAGACUCACAUCAUUGCACCGCAUGAGUUAGGUCGCAUAGUGUAAAUAGUGUAAAUGCCUUCUCUAGAAUCGCGUACCAGAAAUUUCCAGGCACAUUCCAAGUUUCCGUAAGUAACUAUAAAAACACUCAUCACUAAAUAACCAUUCGGACUUUCGUAUGCAUGGCAAGAUGCUUCUCUAACAUUUUAUUUUCAAACAUUCGUAAGUUUUAAACGGCAGGAUACCAUGGUAAGCGUUCUGGAGCGUUUAAAUGGGCCACACAUUAGUAACGGCAAGAAUAUUUCCCCAGAAUAGAAAGAAAUUUUUCGUUUUUGCCAGAAAAAUUAUUCUAACCUGUUAGGUAGGCACAUUUUCAGACAAAGAUUUCAAUUCUUUCGACAUUGCUCUGGAAAGAGGAGGACAUGGGUAUUUAUCUACGAAACAUAUUAAUAGAACACACUCCUAAGAGAUGGCGUUUUAACGGCACGUUAUUUAAACAAGGGUAGAUUCCUUGCCGGGUUUCGUGUUGGUCCUACAUUCACAUCGACGUUUGGUUUUCAUGUUUGGUUAGCUAACAAACAUGGGCCAACCUGUUAUAGUCCUGCGGAAGUAUCGUCCGAGAUCUCGCCACAUUCUAAUAGCCACGAACCAUACAACCUAUAUUUUUGAAUGGCGGUUGAGAACUCUAAAAUUCUUAAUGUCGCAAAGUAUUUGUUAAUAUUUUAAAGAAGCGUAUGGACCUACCGCAGACAGAAGGCAGUCAGGAAAGAAAUGUUUUUCUGAUACACAGAAACUGCUAUGCUUAUUAUUAACCCUACCAAUCAAAUUUUAAUUUCGUAGUCACUAACCGACCACUCGAUAUGUGACCUCAUGAAGACUUUCAUUCCUUUGACGUAUCCAUCCGCGACUUCCUCUCCGCUUUAGUCAACCACAUCUAAAUCAAUGUAAAAACGGGCAUUUUGCAACCAAUUUCCAGUACAUCGCUUAAAAUGGUAGGAUCGAACAUUACGUAGCAACCUGGCUGUCGUAAAGUAUACUUACGCCGGUAAGUUUUUAAAGGUUUUAUAAAAAGUGCUGUGUCUAUUCUAUUUUAGCUGCUCAGUCGUCUACAUAGGCAGGUGUCACGUACUUCUGCGAACUCAUCAGGGCAACACUUUUGUGUUUUCGGUGCUUCCGCUUUCCUUACGAAAAAUUUUAUUCCAAAAAGUGCGACAUCACCUGUUAUACGUUUUUCGUGCUUUCAGUCAGAUGAAGGUGCUUUUUUGAUAAGUGGCUAUUUUAUCGAUGAAUUUGAGCUGGUUUCGAAUUUAUUGAAAAUGUUUCUUAAAUCUACGCAUAUUUUACAAGUUGCGUCAUCCGAUACACAAGUAUCGUGUCACCCGAUGUUAUUUAAGCAGCAAUAAACCCAACGGAAGCCAUAUCCGAAUUCUACUAAAUUGUGAAGUUUACAGAAAUAUAUGAUGUUUUUGGUGUUUUCCUUUGCGACCUUAAGCAUGCAACAAAAAUGGAAAGUCAUGACACCAGGGAGAUUUUCGCUCGAAAUUAAAAUAUGUGUACUAGCUUUUGUGCAGUAUGGCCCAAUCUCGUGCUGGUUGAAUGAGGUAUUCAGGACGGUGUCUUAGGCGUUAAUAACUCAAAGGCGCGUCGUGAUUUUGAUACUCUAAUGUAAGGUUACGAACAUGUCUUGGCCUCCACAGAGCUGUAGACAUCUUUAAGUUGAUGAAAGGGGAGUUUACAUAUGUAUGCCAUGCUUUCUGCAAUCAAGUUUUCUGCUUUGUUUACAGGAAAAUGUGUCCAUCACACGCGUACGAUUAUCUAUAUAAAUAUUUGCAAGAAUUAGACCAAAAAAGGCUUUACCGUUCUUCCGGAAAAUUCAUCUGCCUACUUCGAGCAAACAUCUUCUGUGAUAACCAACAUACACCGCAUUCUAUGCGGCACAGGAGCUCGCUUAAAAUAUUGGGAAUAACAUGCUAAAAAUUUGGAAGGUCGUGAAGGUUUACAAUCCAGAAUAAACUUCACAUCAUGAAAGAUAGCAUAAAAAAUAUGUAGUAAAUGCAAAAUAGCAGAAAGACCUGAAUGCACAGUUAAUCACCCUUGCAUAACCAAAUCCGGGGUGGAAAGUGAGAUUGCAGCAGACCCACUAAAUGCAUGUGAACGUUGUGUAUAAACACGCAAGACUGUUGUUUUGUUCUGAUCUUGAUAUUUACUAUACCUAUUCCCGUAAAGUUUACUUCGUAGGUUAAACUUGCAACCGACGAUAGGGUGGUUUCUGUGCAUUGCGUUCAGAUGCCUUAUACAAGCGCCCUCCCACUGAUGCUCUGCUGUUUCGAAUUUACGCAGUUUGCCUGUGUAUUUUAUCGUUUAAUUCUGCCUGAAAAAGUCCUACUGCGCCUAUUCGCGAUUAAUGGGCAAAUAGUACUAUAAGUUUUCUUCACGGAAAUUAUGCUGGAUCCGGGAAAAGUGCAAACGGCACACGCUAACCAAUCAAAUUCAGACGUGUGGUCGCUUGUCUGCGCAUUCAAGUACAGCCUAUCUGUACAAGAGAAGGUACCGAAUGGUGUCCAAAUGCAUCGUUAUAAAGUCUGCACCAUGAAAUUUGAGUCUUUUAUUACCGUCGUAGGAUGCUCAGCCUUCUCCAACACUGUAGUUUGGUUGGUUGUGUAGGCGAGAAUUAAAGGGUCGGCUGUUGCGACGGUUUUUUUCAAAAAGUAUGUUUUGCAAAAUCUGAUUGACUGUCAUUUACCAAAAUGAUUAUGCACGCAAGAAUUAACAACUUUAAAUGGAAAAAAUGCAGUAUUAAUAGAUUUUUAAAGUUCACAAGAACUCCUAAUUUUAAGUGGGCUUGUCUUGUAAUCCGAAGGCUCUGCAAUAUUUAAAAGUAGAAAAUGAACUGGGAUUACUGAUUCCCCCACUUUGUCCACUGUAACUCCUAUUUAUUCUGUUACGCUUGGGUGGCGAAAGCUUGAAGUCCUUGUCCAAGUGAGAACAUUGGUGUUCUUUGGAAAAAACUAGCGCAAACAGCAAAAUUCCCUCUUCUCACGCGACCGCCUACGUAACUAGACUUCCUCCCACUACGUCAAGAUUGCUGCUUCCCUCGUGGCGACUGCUAAUGCCUAGACUAAAGAAACUAGAAACCUCUUGAACGGUCUGUUUUCAGCAAUUUUGCUCCAAACAAAUCCACAUUAACAUUUCCUGUUUCAUCAGUAUCAUAGCUGCGAAAGCUCCUGGGGAAUGAGUGAAAAGACAGCUAGGAUCAUUUCGGAAGCCAGCACUUUAUUUGGCAAACACGUGCAUCAGUGUCGACUUGACGUUAAUGCUAACCUGCUUGUUGUUUUGACAAAUCAUGCAUGCUCGCUGACAUCGAAAUUUGAGAAAACCGGGAAAAGAUGUCUGUUUGGUCAGUUUCAGGGAGUGAGCCUGACACUAUGACAAUUUUCUUAGCAAAUUGUUCUUAUGGGUUUGUGGAUUUCACUGACCAAAGUGGAUAGGACAGUGGCGAUGCAUGCAGACGUCUUCCGUUUACCUAUUCAAAGCGCCAGCAUUCAGGUCUAUUAGAGGUAAGCACGUUGAUCGCAGCCGUACCUGUAGUAGACCAGCCCCAGCCUGAUCUAUAACCUCUUUUCCCUUGCCCUAGCCCCUAACCUCAACCCCUAGGCGAAAUCCCUAACCGCCAAUCUCAGCCCCUAACAUAUACGGCUACGAAAUGAGAUCUUGCCAACACCGUUUUAUACAAGGGAGCUCUUUGCUAGUCGCUAUAAGACUGUCAAAGUCCAGUAAGGCAUGUAGACAUGAGAAGGCGUUCAGAUAAGCUGAAGCUCCAAACAAAAAUAUAGGUUGGUUGUACUUUCCUUCCCCUGUGAAUGGUUUAUACAAAGAUUAACCGCACUUCUGUUUAAACUGGGACAGGUGAGACUCCUGCGUCCGCACAUGCAGUCUGUAAGAUAACGGCCUAAGGAUAUUGUAGUGGAUGCGCCGUAGAAUUAGUUAUGUGAUAAUGGAAUUUCAUGGAGUACCUAUCUUUUUUGCAAUUCCACUUGAAAGUACUCCCAACAUGACUUUGAUUUUGUAAACAGGGCCCUGUAUUUAACUGCAAUUUGCUGGUCGUGGCUAGUAAACGAGGAUUAUGCUCAUAAACGGCGAGGAUUGAAGGUCUCAUUGCAGUUUAUAACCACCGCGGCAGUUGUUGUUGUUCCCGUCCUGGGCCUUAAGCUACUUCAAAGCCAGCUGCAAACCCAUAAACUUUGACGUCGACCUCUGCGCGCCCCAGUGCCAACGGAGUUCUGAACAAUUGUGCAGCAGUUAACUUACUGGACAGGCAGUUUGGCGGUAAAAUAUUGGCUGAACUGGUGUUCCACACACACUUUCCGUGAUCUUCACCAAUACGGUAGCAAAAGACGGUUGUGAUAGGAAAAAAGGCAAAAAAUUAUGGAGUGAAGGCAGUGGUAUGGUUUAUGGCGGGAGUUACUUACUCCGAGGAUUACAGUGAGUGACCGAUCUCAUGAAAUAUUGGCUGAAAUUCUGAAAUGCGUUUUCGAUUAGGAAGGAUUAAUUGGUCGCGGUUGUAAUACUGAUUAUCUUAAGGCAGAUUCUUGUAAUAAUUUGGACUCCGCAGUAUGUCGGCCUUUAAAUGCACCUCUUUCAAAUUUCCUGUAGAAAGCGUGAUCGGUAAAAAAUGACUACUGAAUUAGCAUGCAUUUUUCCCAUUUAUUUUCGAUGGUCUUGCAAAUUCAAAUAUAUUUUAUAGCAACCGUCAACAAAAAUUUGCUUUCUUUUAGUCAAUAAAUAAAGAAUCACGUCUUCUUUAUAGUUUAUACUUAAGGAAGGAAUAUAAUCAGGUUUUAAAAAAUUUUCUAAUUAUGAGACUUUCAAGACCGCGAAAUGUCUAUUCACAUAGCAUCGUACCUGGCCGUUUAUCACUGCUCCUCAUGAAAUGUACAACAUGGUCCAAAUCCAUUGCAAGAUUUUAUGGACUCUGUAUGACAUCUCUUUAAUAGCAUAGAAAAUAUGUGAUUUUCUUUACGCGGAACGCAUGCACCUUGUAAAGUGAAAUCACUAAGCGCUAAUGCAGCGAAUGAUCGGGCUCCAAAAUAUUCGGAAAUUAGAAAACUUUUCAAAACCUAAUUAUACUCCUUCCUUAAGUAUAAAAUAUAAAGAAGACUUGAUUCUCUAUUGAGUGACGAAAAGAAAGCAAAUUUUUAUUGAUGGUUUCUAUAAAAUAUAUUUGAAUUCGCAAGACCAUCGAAAAUCAAUGGGAAAAAUGCAUGCUACUUCAGUAGUCAUUUUUUACCGAGCACGCUUUUUACAGGAAAUUAGAAAGAAGUGCAUUUAAAAGCCGACAUACUGUGGAGUCCAAAUUGUUAUAAGAGUGUGCCUUAGGAUAACCAGUAUUACAACCUCGACUAAGUAAUCCUUCCUAAUCGAAAACGCAUUUCAGAAUUUCAGCCAAUAUUUCAUGAGAUCGGUCACUCACUGUAUUUGUGUGGACGAAUUAGGUCACUCACUAUGAGUACUGGAGUCAGUUAAGAACUAACUGUAUACUUUUUAGGUUACAGUCACCUCUUCUCCACUUUAACCAACCCAACCCCUAACGGGAAUGUCCAUCCCUUUGUGACUAGUCUAACCGUUUCAGUUUAGUAAAUGUUUCAGUAGUCGUACCAACUACUCGGUGUUCACGCCGCGCUCACUGAGUGGAUAUACCCCGUGGAAAUGAUAGAUCGUUCCACGAUUCUGAUUCAUUUGAUGAUUUUUCCGCACGGUCUUUAACCAGUCCCUAACUCUCAUAUGUGCCUACACGAAGCUUUCCUGUGCCCAACGGCCAAACCCCGGUAACCACCUCUACAGGCAGUCUAAAUCAGACGAAGAUUUCCAAUUUGUCGGCAUAUGCACCUUCGUACUCCCCAAAAAUGGCCAGAUCGUGUGUGUGGCACGCGUAGAAGUACUGUCUCAGCUCUCCCAGCCACUAUACCCAAUCACAGCAUCGGAUGGUUAACCGACCUGGAAAAGUCACCGCCCCUCUGAAGAGGGGAGGGGAGAGUGAAGUCAGCUUUAAUGAAUCCAUCUCUACGGCACUUCGAUGCAUUCCAAACUAUAAAAAACUUGACGCGUUUGAAACUAUCACGAUAGACUAAUCAUCACGGGUCGGAAGGUUAACAUCUGAUGCUACAAAUCGGGCCUCGCAGUUAGCUCUGUGUGCGUGUAUGGAGCGACCGACUGUGGGCCGACAUUCAGGCUCAUUGGCUCCUUCAUAUUGUGGUCACCCCGGCACUCUCGUUCAUAUGAAGUCGGAGCCGCCCGCUCGUUCGUGUGAAAUCCUCGAGCGUUGUGCGGGAAAGCGGGUCGUGUGUGUAGUGCGCGUAGAGGAGCUGUUUAGCGCUGUCACUCGCCGCGUCUAAUCCACACAUCAGACAAUUGACUAUCUGAGACAGUGGAUUGGUGCCUCGGAGAGGGAGGAGAAAGUGAGUUCGACUCUGGGAAAUGGGCUCAGUAUAUUUCCUCUCUAUAAACAAGCUGGAGGACUUUCGAACUGCCAUGGUGCGCUAACGUUUUGACUGGGAGUAGUAACUCUCUCUUCUUCACAGGUCGAAGAGACAGGCUGCACUGAUUCCUUCUACAUGAGGCUUCUGCAACACUCCAGCUCAGAUGGGAUCGCAGCUGUCCCUUUCUGGUUUAAACUGUUUUCCGUUGUGCGUGGACCAGACGUGCGUGGCACGCGCAGACGGACUGUUUGAUCUAAUUAUGCAGUGCGCCGAUUCCGCUUCCGGUCAUCUUAUUUCUAGCUUGACGCCGGAUCCUGGUAGGCGAAGGAAGAGAGAGUGAAACAGACGCAGCGCAAGCCUACCACCUCCGCAAACUUAUUCAGGCGUAAACCACUGUCACUGCGCUCAUCAUGGUGUUGGGACAAACAGUGGAGCCCGAUUCCAAUCCCAAUAGUCCUAUCGAAUUAGCGACAGCGAUCCGGUGAGAUAACUACGAAGCCUUGUUUAUGGCCAGCACUGCCUAGCCCGUUCGCGGGUAAAGAUUCUGUUGACAAGUCACGUCGUCUGCAAGUUGGUUGUGGUGUGCCGAGGCGCCAGAGUAUCUUGCCUUUCCCUACCUGUUCCUCAUUCUUGAACUUACUGGUUGUUUAACUGAAUGGAAGGACCACAACUCGACGCGACGCGCUUGGCAUGAGUUGGAUUGUCAGGUUGUUUGACUUUUGAUUGUUAAUUCUUUCAUAACUCUGGUCUUAUCCUGAUAGUCAUAGUCUGGGAUUGACGGUUCGGUCUUUAGUGCUCGCUACAGUGAUGACCCUUUGACGUUCACGCUUAUACCUUUAAUUUGUGGACUUUCUAUUUGCAUACCGUCCGUUUGCCUUCCUUCUUUCAACCAUCAUGACCUCUACGAAUUCCAACGAUCCCACUUCUUCUCUCAGUGGACUUGUUUCUUCUCUCCCAGACUUUUGGCAACAUGCGCCAGAGCUUUAAUGUUUUUCGUAUUGAGGCGACUUUUCACUCCGCCAAGAUAACACGUGAAACCGACUAGUAUUGUAAGUUGGUCGAGGCCCUUCCUCCCACCAUUCUUUCUCAAGUGCGGACGCUUCUGGGAGAUCCCCCGACUGAUGCUCCCUACACCAAGUUAAAGGCUGAACUUUUUCGCCUGACAUCAGUCUCCGAUCGGCAGCGCUAUCACGCGCUAGUAAAAGAGGAGGCCUUGGGUGAUCGCAAGCCGUCUAAACUUUUGCGUCGUAUGCGUUCUCUGGUUGGGAACAUGAAAAUCGACGACAAGUUCUUUAAAGAGAUGUUCUUAGAACGUCUACGUACGUCGGUACGAACAAUCUUGUCCUCUGGCUCCGACGAUCUAGACAUAUCAAAGUUAGCGGAGAUGGCUGACCGUAGGAUGGAGGUUGAGCGUUUGUCAUCCCCGACGAUUGCUCAGGUGUCCCAGCCUCUCAACGUGUCCACCUCUGACCUGGCCGAACUAAGGACACAGAUUGCCCAGUUGUCAGCUACUGUUGCCGCUUUGCAGCUGCGCCGAUCCCCUGGUCCCUCUCGACGUUCCUUCGGCCGUGACCGUCGUCGUUCCCGCUCUCGCCACAGGACCGCCAACCUAUGUUGGUAUCAUGUCAACUAUGGCGAUAAGGCGCGGCGCUGUGUCCCACCCUGCUCCUUUAAGUCCACGCAGGGAAACUCCUCGGCCGGAGAGUAA